Desarmillaria tabescens is the source of this 699-nucleotide messenger RNA. RefSeq lists its product as uncharacterized. The transcript is spliced from 2 exons. The record is from RefSeq and is a predicted model, not a curated record. The coding region runs from base 1 to 699 and encodes 232 amino acids. NCBI's taxonomy places the organism in Eukaryota, Fungi, Basidiomycota, Agaricomycetes, Agaricales, Physalacriaceae.
AUGUCCUACCGCCUCCUCUCCCUGUACGAGGUCCUCGAAACUACCCGAGAGACCGUCAAAGUCCUCUCAACCCUCGGUUUCAAAUGCUGCUUAGUCGGAAGCGUCGCAUGCUCCUGCUAUGGCAUGAGCCGAUCCCCCAACGACAUCGACAUGGUAGUCCUCGGGUGCAGCUUCACCCAAGAAGAACUCAAACGCCGCGUAGUAUCCACAAACCCCAGCUUCUACCUUAUCGCAUCCAAAGACCCCUUCGCGACGUACAAAGUCCUCUGGUACCGCCUCCCAGGAUACAGGCGGAGCUGCAAAGUGGAUUUGCUCUUCCCGGGGAUUAUGAACAUCCCACCAGUCCCAUCCGACAGUAUCGUACACCGUCGACACUCGUACGACCGUCAGACGCUCCCCCUCAUGCCAUUCAUCCCCCUCCUGCUACUCAAGCUCCAAGCGUGGAUGGACCACGGAGAGUCGACAAAGUCGUAUAUGAACGCAAAGCAGCCGACUGAUGUGAGAGACAUCACUGAACUGCUCAACAUCUUCGUGACGGCGGGGAAUCUUGGGGAGCUGGGGAGCUGGAUACCAGAGUCGUUCUUGAAAGCGGGGCGUAGUCGUAGAAGGGAGUUCGUUAGACUUUAUCCCCACACCGCCAAUCAUUGGCAGAGGGUAAAACAGAGGCACGAGCAGCCUGCGCAAAGGAGACGCCGAUAG